AUGGAGCCCACCCAAGCAGAGCAGGAGCUGGUGAUUGGUGAUACAGCCUCCGCCAUUGGGGGCAACGAUAUACGGCAAUGGCUGAACCGCGAGAUCACGCCGUAUCUCCUCAAAGGAAUGAAGCAGCUGGUCAAGGAGAAGGAAGUGGUCGCGGGAGACGAGCUUAAGUGGCUGGGUGAGUACCUUGUUGCUGAGAAUGAGAAGAAAAAGCAGGCCAAGUCUUAG
This is a messenger RNA of Kuraishia capsulata CBS 1993, 225 nucleotides long. RefSeq lists its product as uncharacterized. The coding region runs from base 1 to 225 and encodes 74 amino acids. Lineage: Eukaryota; Fungi; Ascomycota; Pichiomycetes; Pichiales; Pichiaceae. The transcript has a single exon. The record is from RefSeq and is a predicted model, not a curated record.